GAUCUCGAUAUCUGAAAUGAAUACCACGUUCUAUUAUGGUCGCAGGCGGUUUCAAACUUUGAUUUUCGAGUGUAGCUCGAUUUGUAACGAUUUUUCUCAGUCUACAUAUAGACGCGAGGUGAAAUAGUCCAAAUAUCGUUGGCGGCUCGUGUUAAAUUGUUUGCACGUUUUAAUUUUUUUUUUAUUUUCGUUUUCACCGGGAAACCGUCGUUUGAGCUUUGAUUAUGUGGAUGUAAUCUUUGUCCAAAGCAAAAGUAUCAGUGCAUGUGCGAAAAGAUUGAAGGAAGUGAAAGGAAGGAUAUUUUGUAGGGAGAAGUGGUUAAGUGAUUUUGAAUCAUGAACCGGAACAUUUUACUGGUUUGGAUUGUCGCUUUUUGCUGGAGCUGCACAGUGUAUGCCGGUCCCGUGUACACUGAUUGUGAGCGUCCACCGACCAUAUUGCACGGCCGAACGGAAUUGUCGGUCGAUGAUGAUGGUGUCAUUGUAACGGCUCAGUAUAUAUGUGAUGCUGGCUAUCAUUUACAUGGUGCAUCACGAUUGACCUGCGACACAGAUACGGAUCAAUGGCAGGGCGAUUUACCGGCCUGUAAAUUAGAAACGGGCAAUAAUUCGACGGUAUCCGAAAUCGAGGCUCCAGAGGUAAUUGACGCCGUUGCCACCGUUUCACCAGAAAUAACACACGAGGAAGUGUUGCAGCCGGUUGAAGAGCCAUCCACAAACGAAGUGAAUACAAAUGAAAUUCUUGCACCACCAAGUCAAGCGCCACCUCUGGAAUCGGAAUCGAAACCGCAAUUACCUGAGACUCCUGCUCAGCCCGAUUCAACUCCGCAAGAAUUGCCCGAACGAGAAAUAGUUGAACAAGAACAAGAGUCUCCCGAUCAAGGACCAUCACAACCGGAAGAACAACAAGCUCCAAACUCAAAUCCACAGAAGAAACGCCGUCGAAAGGGGAAAAUUCCGGAAUUCCAAGAAGACAAUAACAUUGAUGAUGAUUUCGCAAGCCGAUUAGACAUGUCGUGCAUUGAAGGAACCGUCGCACCAGCCGUUAACGAUGCCUAUAUCGUUGAAUACAUCCGAGCUAAAAAGGAUGAAUACAAAUUUUUGGUGGCAAUUUAUGCUUGUGACGAAGAUUUCUAUUUGGAGAAUCCACAAUCGAAUCGAUUGUACUGUAGUCAGGGAGUUUGGGUCGGCAAUUAUCCAGUUUGUGUGUCAAAAGGAGGCGAAAGUGAUUCGGAUUACGGCAACGAAACGGAUGACGACGAUCAAAAUGGAAAUGACGAUAGCCGUAAAACCGACACUGAAAAUGCGGCUACAAAUUCCUUGCAACAAAAUAAUGAAAUCGAAUCACAUGUGGAGACGGUUGAGCCAACUGAACCAAUCCCAGUAGCUCCUCCAACUAAUAAUAAAAUUGAUGAGCAAAUCACUACAAAUGAAAUCAUUCCGCCGGUUGAAACAUCUGAGGCACCGAUCGAAGCUCCAAAAGAGGUUUCAACAGCUGACGACACUUGUGAGGUGAACAAUGGUGGUUGUGAACACAUAUGUACGAUGGUGCCAGACGAGGAGAUUGGCGGCAAUGUUGCUGAAUGCUCAUGUCGCGUUGGCUUCUACUUGGAUUCGUCGGAAGGAAAGAAGUGUUUGGACAUUAACGAGUGCGAGGAUCCAAAUGUUUGUCCAAAUGAAUGCGAAAAUUCGAUUGGCUCGUAUCGUUGCUUGAAGUCGGAUUCAGAAGUUGAAAUCAUUCCGACGAACGUUGAUGUGUCACAUACAACUGAAUUCAAUGCACCGGUCAAGGCUUGUGGAGAUGGAUUACGAUUGGAUGAUUCAAACAAUUGCAUUGACAUCGAUGAAUGCGCUGAAGGUAACACUGGUUGCGAAUAUUGUCAAAACAUUGUCGGCGGUUUUCAAUGCACAUGCCCUGAUGGAUUUGAACUCAACAGUGACGAGAAAACAUGCAGAGACAUUGACGAAUGUACAACAUUCUCUGACUAUGAAUAUGAGGACAAUCAGCCGACAGCCAAAUCGAUCUGCAGCCAUGAAUGCAUCAAUACUGUUGGCUCAUACAUGUGUCGAUGCCCGGUCAAUUACCAUCUGCGCGAAGAUAAACGAACAUGCGAACAAGACUUUUGCAAACAUUUGAAUGACAUUUCGGCCAAUAAGUCAAAAUGCUCACACGAUUGCGUUGACGAAGAAGAUGGAUAUCAUUGCAAAUGCCCGGAGGGUAUGAAAUUGGAUGCUGACAUGAAAACAUGUCUUUCGCCAUCAUUUGAUACGUGCCUCACAUCUGGAGAUCGAUGCUUGCCGGGAAAAUGUGUCGAUACUGAGAACGGAUCCUUCGGCUGCGAAUGUCCAGAUGGAUUUGCCGAAUAUAAUCAAAGGUGUAUUGAUUACGAUGAGUGUGCCAUUGGAACGCACAAAUGCUCGCACAAAUGCAAAAAUAUCGAUGGUUCGUACCUCUGUGAGUGUCCCGAUGAUUUGGUGUUGACCAAAGAUAAACAUACAUGCGUUUCGACCGACUUUUGUGCAACUGACAACGGCGGCUGCUCUGACAUCUGUAACGUUGUCAAUGAAAAAGUGGUUUGUUCAUGCCUUGACGGCGCUGAACUUGGUUCCGACGGUCGAACAUGCCGUCAGAAAAACAUUUGCGAUAAGGAUAAUGGCGGUUGUCAACAAGUAUGCAACGCCGAAUUGAAUCGUUGCGAAUGUUUCCCCGGAUACGAAACAUUUGACGAUGGAAAAACUUGCCGCGAUCUUAAUGAAUGUUUGCAAAAUAACGGCGGUUGUCCGCAGCAAUGUUCAAACACCGAAGGCGCUUUUGAAUGCAAGUGUUUUGAAGGAUACGAGGAAGAUGAAGCAACCGGCAACUGCGUUGACCGAAAUGAGUGUGAAGUAAACAAUGGAAACUGCGAUCACGAAUGCACAAACACGCAAGGAGCAUAUUUCUGCCGUUGCCGCCCCGGCUACAGCCUCUCCGCUGAUCAACAUCACUGCUUUGAUACAAAUGAAUGUGAAACCAAUAAUGGCAAUUGCUCGGAUACGUGCAUCAAUUUGCAGGGCAGCUAUCAGUGUACAUGUCCCGAAGGUCAGUUUUUAGUUAACGAUGAUCACACGUGUGAAUAUUUAAAUGAAUGCGAAGUAAAUAACGGCGGCUGUUCGCAUAAGUGUAACCAUAAAAAGGGUGUGAUCACUUGUUCGUGUCCCGUUGGCUUCGAACUGGACGAAGUGGGAAAAGAGUGUAUCGAUCAAAAUGAGUGUUUGUUAAAUAAUGGUGGUUGUGCGCAUCAUUGUGAAAAUCUCAAUGGAACUCAUGUGUGUAAAUGCCGUGCGGGCUAUCAGCUUGCUUCCGAUAAAUAUGCUUGUUUGGACGUAGACGAAUGCAUUGAAAACAAUGGCAAUUGCUCGAAUAUUUGUAUUAAUUUGCUUGGCACAUAUUCGUGUGCAUGUGAAAUCGGUUUUGAACUGAAAGCAGACAAACAUACAUGUCAUGACAUAGACGAAUGUGCGGAUGCAAUUCAUGACUGUGACCAAAACUGUGUCAACAUACCCGGAGCAUAUGAGUGUGAAUGUCGAUCUGGCUAUAAGCUGGGCAGAGAUCACUUAUCUUGCACUGAUAUCGAUGAAUGUGCUUUGCCUAACACUUGUGCUGACGAUUCGAAAUGUGUUAACACAGCUGGUUCGUACUAUUGCGACUGCCCCAGCGGCUAUGAACUGUCUGAAACAAAGCAAUGCGUUGAUAAAAAUGAAUGCGAUGAAAGUGCGCCUAAACAUUGUUCACAUGAAUGCAUUAACACACCAGGAUCAUUUAAAUGCGCUUGCCCAAAUGGAAUGGAAUUGGGUACCGAUCAAACGACUUGCAUCGACGUGAACGAGUGCGCUGUGAAUGCUGGCGUCUGUUCGCAUUUCUGUGACAAUGUUGAGGGUAGUUUCCGCUGUCGUUGCCCAACUGGCUACAAAUUGGGCAACGAUCAAGCCACAUGCAAAGACAUUGACGAGUGUGCCGUUGGUAAUGGUGGAUGUGAACAAAAGUGUAUGAAUAUCGAGGGAAGUUCGUAUUGUGAAUGCGAUAUUGAAGGUUUUGUGUUGGCUGAUGAUAAAAAGAGUUGCAUCAGCUCCGAUCCGUGUGGAUUGAAGAAUGGUGGCUGCGCACAUGUCUGUGAACCAUUGAAUGGAAAGCCGCAAUGCUUUUGCUACAAGGGAUUCGAAUUGAGCACUUCGGAUAACAGAAGCUGCUCUGAUAUUAACGAAUGCUUACUGAAUCACGGCUGUGAGAGCAAAUGCAUAAACACAAUUGGAUCGUAUAAAUGUGAUUGCCCGAAAGGAUUUCGAUUGAACGGCGCCGGUAAUUGUGAGGAUGUAAAUGAGUGUGAAGUCUAUGACAAUGGUGGAUGCUCGCCAAAUUCUGAAUGCAUUAAUUUCUUAGGAAGUUUUCGUUGUAUUUGCCCAACAGGAUACAAAUUGGAUCAUGAUAAACUGACAUGCAUUGAAAUCAAAGAUACCUGUUCGGCUCUCGCUGCACCAGAGCAUGGUCAUGUGCGUUGCACACGCUCUCGACACAUGUCUCAAUUGUUCUACAGAACGAAGUGUAGCUUUUGGUGUGACGAAGGCUUCACUUUGAUGGGCCCAUCUUUCAAAUACUGCAAUGGAACCGAAGGCUUUUGGGAUAUGACAAAAGUUACCUGUAUUCAAUCGACAUGUCCACCGCUUUCGAUUCAACAUCCAGGAACAAUGAAUGAGAACUGUUUGAAUGGUAAAACCUAUCCAGGCCAAAGCUGCGCUUUGAUCUGCCCGCCAGGAUUCAAGAGCAUCGGCUCCGGCGUGACACAGUGUUUGCCAAAUAGACAAUGGUCGAGAACGGAUUUACAUUGUCAACCAAUGCAAACCCAUAGACAAGUUCAAAGACCGUACCAACAACCAAACCAGCAUUCCCAAACUCAGUCCCAGCCACAGCCUCAACCACAACCACAGCCUCAACCACAGCCGCAACCACAACCACAGCCUCUACCUCAUCCUCAGUCACAUCCAAAACAACAAUCAAAACCAAAGACGCAAAUUCAAGGUGGUGAAACACACUUAAGAGGUCAUGUUGAUCUUAGUGAGGCCGAAAAAUACAACCCCAUUUCAACACAUCAAACAACAUCUGCGCAAGGAGCUUCCGUAAAAAGUCGUCCACAAAACAUUUUGAGACCAUACAUCAAAUGUCCACGCGACACAACGCUUGUGCUACCGAAGAACAAAAAAACCAUCUACGUAAAAUUGGAGCAACCAAAAUCAAAUGUUAAUUGGGCGACUCAUGUCGAUGCAAAUCCACCAUGGGCAAAGAAUUUGCAAGCUCAUUUGGCAGCCGGUGUACAUACGAUUACAUUCAGAGCACGUAGCCCACACUCGGCCAGCAUUAGUGAAGUGUGUCGAACAGUUCUCACGGUUAAAUCAGCGAAUGGCGUUCAAACUGCAUUUGCCCCUGCUCCCGGUCCACAAGUGCACUAUUGCCCAAAAACACUCGACGUUCAAUUGCAGCCACACGAAUUGAAACGUGGUAUUUUCUGGAGAGAACCACAGUUCCAAUCGAACCAACCGCUUAAGCAAAUCUUCAAAUCACAUUUGCCUGGAACCAAAUUCGGCGUUGGCCAACACAGAAUCACUUACAUUGCAACUGAUGUGCGAAAACAAAACGGAACGUGCCAAUUUACAAUCGCCGUUCGUCCAGCAGUGCUUGCUCGAGUCGUCGCUCCAUACAAUGGUGGUUCACAAUUUAACCAUUUAGACAAUCAUGACUCGUAUUUACUGUGCCCUGGUAAACCAGCAAUGAAAUUGGACACAAACUUCCCCAUUCAGAUACCAGCUGGUUGUAUGAUUAAGAAUGUUCACAUGAGUCAACCACUGCAAUACAAUCCACAUAGACGUCGCCAAGUUUUUCCACAAUCCUAUUCGCCAAAUUAUAACAUCUUGCGAUACUAUUCGUCAUGGAAUCGACCGGAAUACAAUCGAAACUUUUGGUAAAUGUGUGGAUAUUUUUUUGAAUAGGGAAAGUGGCAGGCAAUAUAAAAAAAAAUAUGAUUGAUUUUACUCUUUUUCCAAAUGCUGGAAUAGAAAAUGGAUUUUGAGCGUUUCCUAAUUUAUUUCAUUGUCAUUCAUAAAAAGAAAUUGUUCGUAUACAUAAAAACCAAUGUACUACCUCUAAAAACAAAAUCGAUUUUUCUAUUUGUUUUGCGUCUAUGAUAUAUCGAGUGUUUAAUAUGUACAAAAAGUAGUUUUGUGCACGUGGAAUCAAAUUCUCUUUUUAUAUGUCGUAUCGUGUUUGAAGAGCAUCCAAUUAUAAAUUGAAUAAAUAUUUUUUUUUUUUCGAAAAUUA
Molecule: messenger RNA, 6346 nt
Organism: Sitodiplosis mosellana (orange wheat blossom midge)
Lineage: Eukaryota; Metazoa; Arthropoda; Insecta; Diptera; Cecidomyiidae
Product: fibrillin-1-like
Exons: 16
Coding region: 337-5994 (1885 amino acids)
Molecular function (GO): calcium ion binding
Source: RefSeq, a predicted model, not a curated record